This is a messenger RNA of Peniophora sp. CBMAI 1063, 792 nucleotides long. Lineage: Eukaryota; Fungi; Basidiomycota; Agaricomycetes; Russulales; Peniophoraceae. The record is from the annotation of a GenBank genome assembly.
AUGAAGUUCGCUCUCGCCACCCUCGUCCUCGCUGGCUCCGCUCUUGCGGCUCCCAAGCUUACUUCCCGCGAGCGCUUCGCCCGCCGCCUUGAGCGCCGCUCUGCCGGCCGCUCUUCGCAGCCCAAGAUCGCGUCUGAGGGCCUCGCGGCGCUCGCGACGAACAACUCCCACGUCGAGUACUCGUCCAACUGGGCAGGCGCUGUUCUCAGCAAGACCACGGCUACCUGGACCGCUGUUACCGGCACGUUCACCGUCCCGACGCCCAAGGCUCCCUCGGGCAGCACCACCGCCUACGCCUCCGCCUGGGUCGGCAUCGACGGUGACACCUGCGGCAACGCCAUCCUCCAGACCGGUGUCGACUUCAACGUCGAGAGCGGCCGCGUUUCGUACGAUGCUUGGUACGAGUGGUACCCCGACUACGCCUACGACUUCUCGGGCAUCAGCUUCUCGGCUGGCGACUCCGUCACCACCACCGUGAAGGCCACCUCCAAGACCGGUGGUACCGCUACCGUCAAGAACAACUCCAAGGGCACGUCCGUCACGCACACCUUCUCCGGCCAGCCCUCGCUCUGCGAGUACGACGCCGAGUGGAUCGUUGAGGACUUCGAGUCGAACGGUGGCCUCGUCCCCUUCGCCAACUUCGGCACCGUCACCUUCACCGGCGCGUCCGCGACCUCGUCUUCCGGCUCUGUUGGCCCCUCGGGCGCCACCAUCAUCGACAUCGAGCAGAGCAACAAGGUCCUCACCUCCUGCUCGGCUUCCUCGUCGUCGGUCACUUGCUCCUACGUCUAA